CCGCUCGCCGGGUGGCGCAGGCGCAGUGUCCCCGGGCCAAGAUGGCGGCGCGGGGCUGCACACGCUGGUUGCUGGUGGCGGUGGGGAGCCACCGGCUGCCGGCCGCAGUGGGGCCCGGGGCCCGGCCGUCCCGGGUGGGCGUGGUGGACGCGUGGCUGGGUCGUCCGCUGAGCGUCGCUGCUGUGCCGCCUUCCCUGAGCGCUCGCGGCCCGGGGGCGCUGCUGACAUUGAGAUCAGGUGUCAGCCUCACAGGAGUGAAGCACUACCCCUUUGCUUGUCCUGCUUCCUUCCACACGAGUGCCUCUUUGGCCAAAGAAGAUUAUUACCAGAUACUGGGAGUGCCCCGGAAUGCCAGCCAGAAGGACAUCAAGAAAGCCUACUACCAGCUUGCCAAGAAAUAUCACCCAGAUACGAACAAGGAUGACCCCAAGGCCAAGGAGAAGUUCUCACAGCUGGCAGAAGCCUACGAGGUGCUGAGCGACGAGAUGAAGAGGAAGCAGUAUGACGCCUAUGGUGCUGCGGGUUUCGAUCCUGGGGCGAGCAGCAGCUCGGGGCAGGGCUACUGGCGAGGGGGCCCCUCUGUCGACCCCGAGGAGCUCUUCAGGAAGAUCUUUGGGGAGUUUUCCUCAUCUCCUUUUGGAGAUUUCCAGAAUGUAUUCCAUCAGCCUCAAGAGUACAUCAUGGAGCUGACCUUCAACCAGGCUGCCAAGGGGGUCAACAAGGAGUUCACCGUGAACAUCACGGACACCUGCGAGCGCUGUGAUGGCAAGGGGAACGAACCUGGCACCAAGCUGCAGCACUGCCACUACUGCGGCGGCUCUGGCAUGGAAACCAUCAACACAGGCCCCUUCGUAAUGCGCUCCACGUGCCGGAGGUGUGGUGGCCGAGGUUCCAUCGUCACAACUCCCUGUGUGGUGUGCAGAGGCGCCGGGCAAGCCAAGCAGAAGAAGAAAGUGGUGAUCCCCGUGCCUGCCGGUGUCGAGGAUGGCCAGACUGUGAGAAUGCCUGUGGGAAAGAGGGAGAUUUUCAUCACGUUCCGGGUGCAGAAAAGCCCGUUAUUCCGGAGGGAUGGCUCAGAUAUCCACUCUGACCUCUUCAUCUCCAUAGCCCAGGCUAUUCUCGGGGGCACAGCCCGAGCCCAGGGCCUGUAUGAAACCAUCAAUGUGACGAUCCCCCCAGGGACUCAGUCUGAUCAAAAGAUUCGGAUGAGUGGGAAAGGCAUCCCCCGGAUCAACAGCUACGGUUACGGAGAUCACUACAUUCACAUCAAGAUAAGAGUUCCCAAGAGACUGACGAGCCGCCAGCAGAGCCUGAUCAUGAGCUACGCUGAGGAUGAGACUGACGUGGAAGGCACAGUGAACGGCGUCACCAACACAAGCACUGGUGGCAGCACCAUGGAUAGCUCCGCAGGAGGCACUGCUAGGCCCGAGGCUGGGGAGGACAAGGAGGGAUUCCUUUCCAAACUUAAGAAAAUGUUUACCUCCUGAUUUCCCAGCCGAGGAAAACGGUCCACUGGAAACUAGCCGGGAGCUGAGGCCCUCCCCAUGUCACCGUGCCCGGGAGAUGGAGGAUUCCAGAAGAAUGGUACCCAGCCUGCCUGCAGUUUCUCCACAAACCUUGGCAACGGCAGUAACAAGGCAGCACAGCUCCCCCUGGAAGGUCACAGUGGGCAGCCCCCAGCAGCAAGACUGCAUCCCCUGGGGGUGGGUGCUGGUAGAAGCCUCCUUCCCGUUAGAUAGCUCAGUUCGGCCUCUUCUGGCUCAGGAGAGUAAGACAGUUGGGCACUUCUCCUAAUUUGGAACCAAAUGUGAUAAGAGAUCUUAGCAGAAGAAUUAAAGGCCCUGCUUACAGCUUUAAAAUGAAGCCUUAAGCUGCACAUGAGUUGUGAAGUGGUUGAUUUCCCUCUCACAAAACUCAGGGGGAGUCCCAGGAGUUUCUCCUGACAAGUCCUUUUUCAGGAGGCUGCGACCCACGUGCCCCACCUGCACCAUUCACCCCUCGGCAGGGUUCUCACAACUUCUCUCAGAGCUUAACUCCCAGUGGUCCUGAGUUGCUGGAAUGUGCACUUCUGGGGUCUGGGGGUCACACGGGCCCUGGAGUUGCUCCUGUCCCAGUUGGUGUCUCCCCCCCCCCCUCCCCCCCCGAGUACUGGCCUCAGCUAGUCACCAGUGGGGCCUGGGCCUCCUGCUGAUCACAGGUGCCGAGGCCCAAGGUCUCCUGCCGCAGCUUGGUUCGCGCCACUUAACACUUGAUGCCUGUUCUUGAAGUCAUUCAGUGCUAAGAACCAUUGUCUUUUCUUGUACAAAUGUCUGUUUGAAAAGAGGAAAGCAAGGUAUCAGCAGCUGAAGGCCCCCACCAUGAAGCCAGAGCAAAGUGUAGUUUCCCAGGCCUGGGCUCUUGGAACCGCAGGCUCACGACACAUGGCCGGGUCCUCCAGAAUGAGCUUUGGGCACUUUGCUUCCUGUGUCUCCUCAUAAUUUACCAAGGUAAAGCAUCUAUUAGCGUCUGGUUUAAGAGUGUCAAGUGAUUUCUGUAUCAAUGUAAAUAAGAUUCUCUACUGCAAAAAGAUAUUUAAAACCUAAA
Messenger RNA from Erinaceus europaeus (western European hedgehog), 2583 nucleotides. RefSeq names its product DnaJ heat shock protein family (Hsp40) member A3 (gene DNAJA3). The coding region runs from base 42 to 1487 and encodes 481 amino acids. Gene Ontology annotation, molecular function: protein kinase binding; ATP binding; heat shock protein binding. The transcript has 12 exons. The record is from RefSeq and is a predicted model, not a curated record. NCBI's taxonomy places the organism in Eukaryota, Metazoa, Chordata, Mammalia, Eulipotyphla, Erinaceidae. Gene Ontology annotation, biological process: protein folding; mitochondrion organization; negative regulation of apoptotic process. Gene Ontology annotation, cellular component: mitochondrion.